Messenger RNA from Eremothecium sinecaudum, 645 nucleotides. It is a transcript of the gene OPI3, whose product is annotated as bifunctional phosphatidyl-N-methylethanolamine N-methyltransferase/phosphatidyl-N-dimethylethanolamine N-methyltransferase. Gene Ontology annotation, molecular function: S-adenosylmethionine-dependent methyltransferase activity. The record is from RefSeq and is a predicted model, not a curated record. Gene Ontology annotation, biological process: phosphatidylcholine biosynthetic process. Lineage: Eukaryota; Fungi; Ascomycota; Saccharomycetes; Saccharomycetales; Saccharomycetaceae. The transcript has a single exon. The coding region runs from base 1 to 645 and encodes 214 amino acids.
AUGAGUUUGAAAGAUUUCAGUAUUGGCAGUUUUCACGAUGUAUUCUUGCAAGUUAUUGCAGAUAUAAGGUCUGAUGACAGGUACUUUGCGCUAGCAGCCUUUUUUAUUGCAUUCAAUCCUAUAUACUGGAAUAUUGUUGGAAGGCUCGAGUAUAAAACCCAUUUUAUUACCAAGAUUUUGGGUAGUAAGAAGAGAGGAUGCUAUUUAUUUGCAUUCUCUAUAUUCACCCUCGGUUUAGUUCGUGAUUAUUACUUCCAUAAGGCAAUUGGUAAUCAGGUCACUAGCAAGAUCCUAGAUUCCGAUUUAGUGAAGCUCAUAGGGCUUGUUAUCUCAGGUAUUGGACAAGUGUUGGUUCUGACUUCGAUGUAUAAGUUGGGUGUGACCGGUACUUAUCUAGGUGACCACUUUGGAAUUUUGAUGGAUCACCGAGUCACCAGUUUCCCAUUUAAUGUGUCCGAUAACCCCAUGUAUCAAGGAUCUACACUAACCUUUUUGGGCACAUCCUUAUACUACGGGAAGGCCGCGGGGUUAUUCUUGACGUUAUUAGUAAACUUUAUGUACACCAUUGCGCUAAAGUUCGAGGAACCAUUUACGGCUAUGGUGUACGCAAAGCGUGGUGAGCAGAAAGCUAACAAAGACAAAUGA